Nipponia nippon (crested ibis) is the source of this 2036-nucleotide messenger RNA. Its product is annotated as keratin, type II cytoskeletal cochleal. Gene Ontology annotation, biological process: intermediate filament organization; keratinization. Gene Ontology annotation, molecular function: structural constituent of skin epidermis. NCBI's taxonomy places the organism in Eukaryota, Metazoa, Chordata, Aves, Pelecaniformes, Threskiornithidae. Gene Ontology annotation, cellular component: keratin filament. The record is from RefSeq and is a predicted model, not a curated record.
AUGUCCCGGUCCGUGAGUUUCAGCUCUCGCUCUGUGGCCGUCCCAGGGAUCAGCCAAAUGCGGGUCAGCACCGUCUCCUCGACCCGUGGACUAGGAGGGGGUGCCAGCUUAGGCAGGACAGGUGGCUUUGGCAGCUACAGCCUCUACAACCUCGGCUCCGCCAACAAGCGGAUCUCCCUUGGAGGUGGCAGCUCCUACAGCAGUCACUCUGGAUACAGCUACGGAGGCAUGGGAUUCGGUGGGGCGCUCAGCCCCGGCGGCAUUCAGGAGGUCACCAUCAACCAGAACCUCCUGGUGCCCCUGAAUCUGGAGAUUGACCCCAAUAUCCAGCGGGUGCGCACGGAGGAGAAGGAGCAAAUCAAGACACUCAACAACAAAUUCGCCUCCUUCAUUGACAAGGUCCGGUCCCUGGAGCAGCAAAACAAAAUGCUGGAGACCAAAUGGAGCCUCCUCCAGGACCAGAAGACUGCCCGGAGUAACAUUGCUCCCAUGUUUGAGACGUACAUCAACAACCUGCGACGUCAGCUGGAUGGGUUGCUGAAUGACAAAGGGCGUUUGGAGGGCGAACUGAAGAACAUGCAGGAUCUUGUUGAGGAUUUCAAGGCCAAAUAUGAAGAUGAAAUCAACAAGCGCACGGCAGCAGAGAACGAGUUUGUGGUGCUCAAGAAGGAUGUGGAUGCCACCUACAUGAACAAAGUGGAGCUGGAGGCAAAGGUGGAUGCGCUGACAGAUGAGAUUAACUUCCUGAGGUCUCUCUAUGAAGCGGAACUUCACGAGCUGCAGGCCCAGAUUUCUGACACCUCUGUGGUGCUCUCUAUGGAUAACAGUCGAAACCUGGACCUGGACAGCAUCAUCGCAGAGGUCAAAGCACAGUAUGAGGAGAUUGCCAACAGGAGCCGGGCAGAGGCUGAGUCCUGGUAUCAAAGCAAGUACGAGGCACUGCAGGUCACUGCUGGGAAACAUGGAGAUGACCUGCGCAACACGAAGAAUGAGAUCACAGAGAUAAACCGAAUGAUCCAGAGGCUGCAGAGUGAAAUCGAAAAUGCGAAGGCCCAGCGUGCCAAGCUGGAGGCAGCCAUUACUGAAGCCGAGGAACGUGGUGAGUUGGCUGUCAAAAAUGCCAAGACAAAGCUGGAGGAGCUGGAGGCUGCCCUGCAGAAGGCGAAGCAGGACAUGGCCCGGCAGCUCCGUGAGUACCAGGAGCUCAUGAACAUCAAGCUGGCCCUGGACAUCGAGAUCGCAACCUACAGGAAGCUGCUGGAGGGCGAGGAGAGCAGGUUGGCUGGUGAUGGAGUUGGCAACGUCAACAUCUCCGUGGUCAGCUCCAGCAGUGGAGGUGGCUAUGCCGGUUCCAGUGGAUUUCUGGGAGGAGGAAUCGGAGGAGGCCUUAGCCUGGGAGCAGGCAUGGGCAGUGGGGUGCUCGGCUUCUCCUCUGGAGGUGGCUCCAAAUCCUACAGCAUCACCACAACCUCAUCCAGCAGGAGAAGCUUCAAGAAGUAACUACAGGAACGGGGAUCAGCGGUACCCAUUACGUGGGAGGAGGGAAACCAUAGAAAGAAAAGUUUUGUUGCCUUUUAUAGGACAAGUUGGCUGCAAAAUUUCUGCAGUGAUGAAUGAAUUGGAAUAAGACAUACCAGAGUACCUGACCCUGCCACAUCACGCCUAAGGCUUGAUCCUGCACUGUUGAACUCAGUGGGAACCUUUCCACUGAGAGCAGGUUCAAGCCUGUAGGGUGAAAUUUAUCCAGUGAAGCAGGCGGUAUAAUGCUUUUGUUACUUGUGUGCUUGGUACCCCCUGCUCAGGGCUGGAUUUCACCCUUUGAAGGUCAAAGCAAUCAUUUGAGUGGCAAGCUAUUCCACAGUUCUGCUGUGGUUUUGCAAGAGACCAGAAGAUUAUCUCCCUCUUAAUAUGAUUUGGAAGACUUUAUUCCCUUAGGCUCCUCAGAAAAUGCCAACCCUUGUUAAGAUUUCAGCCUGGGUUUGUUUUCUUAAAGUAUACCAAGAAGAAAACAGUGAAACUGUGUUUGGUUUCUCCUU